UACACGCGCACGCACAAAUAAAGUGACUAUAUAUAUUUAAGUUCGGACCCCUUCAAAUGGACGAGCGUUAGCCGCCUACAUCAACAUUAGUUUCAUUAAUCUACUCGAGAGCUUCCUCAACAUAUAAACACUCCGAUCAUGGCCAAGGCCGAGAAGGAACGUACAAUGGAGGAAACUUCAACGUGGGCAGUUGCGGCGGUGUGCUUCGUGUUGCUUGCCAUUUCAAUCUUCAUUGAAUAUAUUAUUCACGCUAUUGGAAAGUGGCUAAAAGACAAACAAAAGAGACCUCUUUACGAAGCGCUUGAAAAGAUCAAAGCAGAGCUUAUGCUGUUGGGAUUCAUAUCCUUGCUCCUAACAGUUUUACAAGAUCCCAUUUCUGAUAUAUGUAUACCCAAGAGUGUUGGAGCCACUUGGCAUCCCUGUAAAAAUGUGAAGAGUGGGACAACUAAGAAAGAUCCCAAAGAUUCUGAGAAUAGUACACAUGGUCGGAAACUGCUCCAAUUUUUGGAUUCUAACUUCAGUGCCCGUCGAAAAUUGGCAACAAAAGGAGACUACAAAUGCACAAGAAAGGGAAAAGUGGCCUUCAUGUCUGCGUAUGCGAUUCACCAGCUCCAUGUGUUCAUCUUUGUGUUGGCCGUUUCUCAUGUGGUGUUUUGCAUACUCACUCUGGCUUUGGGCAGAAUCAAGAUGAAAGGAUGGAAGGUUUGGGAGAACGAAACAAGGACGCCUGAAUAUCGAUACCAAAACGAUCGCGAGAGGUUUAGGUUUGCAAGGGAAACAUCAUUUGGGAGAAGGCAUUUGGACUACUGGAGCAAGUCAACGUUUUCUCUUUGGGUGGUGUGUUUCUUCAGACAAGUCUUCAGAUCAGUUACCAAGGUUGAUUACAUUACACUGAGAUAUGGAUUUAUCAUGGCACAUUUGGCACCCGACAAUGAAACAACGUUUGAUUUUCAAAAAUACAUCAAGAGAUCACUCGAAGAAGAUUUUAAAUACGUGGUCGGGAUCAGUAAAGUCAUAUGGGGCUUUGCAGUGUUAUCCCUACUGUCCAACGUACAUGGAUGGCGUUCUCAUCUAUGGCUACCAUUUCUCCCAUUGAUUGUACUGCUCUUGGUGGGGACAAAGCUACUACAAGUGAACAUUACAAAAAUGGGGCUAAGAAUUCAAGAGAGAGCAGAUGUGAUUAAGGGUAUGCCUGUGGUACAGCCAGGUGAUGACCUCUUCUGGCUUGGACGCCCUCGAUUCCUUCUCCUUCUCAUUAACUUUGUUCUCUUUCAGAAUGCAUUUCAACUGGCCUUCCUUGCGUGGAGUGUGUUUGAAUUUGGCAAAAAUUCUUGCUUCCAUGAGCGCAGUGAAUAUAUCUUCAUCAGACUCUCAAUGGGAGUCAUCAUACAAGUUCUAUGCAGUUAUGUGACUUUCCCGCUCUAUGCUCUAGUGACUCAGAUGGGGACUUCCAUGAAACCCACCAUUUUCAAUGAUCGAGUGGCGACAGCAUUAAGAAGCUGACAUGGCACGGCGAGAAAGAAAUCUAAGCAUAGCCAUCAUCAUUCAGAGACAAAUUCACCAUUUUCAAGUAUGCCACCCAGUCCCACGCACGGCAGGACGUCCCCAGUUCACCUCUUGCAUAACUAUCAGCGCAGCAGCCUCCGCAGCUUGCACACAUCUCCGAUCAGACAGUCCAAUGUUGAUCAGAAUAUGCAUGAAAUCAACGUUAGUCCAUCGGAUUUCUCUUUUCGCAGAGAUGAUCAAUAAGCCAAUCGACAUUUGUGCCACGUCAGCUGAAAAUGUUAAUUAGAAGAACGGUAAAAGAAUGUUAAAUAUCAUUCCUCUUUUGUCAUCCAAGCUUUGCAUUGCUUUUAAAAAAUUAAGUGGCUGAUGGCCGGCCUAUAAGAACACAAAAUUUAUGGAAGAUUUGAAAAUAAGAAAGAGAGACAGAGAAUUAAGGUGGUU
Molecule: messenger RNA, 1947 nt
Organism: Alnus glutinosa
Lineage: Eukaryota; Viridiplantae; Streptophyta; Magnoliopsida; Fagales; Betulaceae
Product: MLO-like protein 12
Biological process (GO): defense response
Cellular component (GO): membrane
Source: RefSeq, a predicted model, not a curated record